This is a messenger RNA of Anthostomella pinea, 924 nucleotides long. The record is from the annotation of a GenBank genome assembly. Lineage: Eukaryota; Fungi; Ascomycota; Sordariomycetes; Xylariales; Xylariaceae.
AUGGCACCAGCGAACAAGAUACGCGACAUCUUCAACGUGAACGGCCUCGUCGCCGUCAUCACAGGCGGCGGCAGCGGGCUUGGCCUCUACGCCGCUCGGGCUCUAGAUGCCAACGGGGCGAAGGCAGUCUACAUCGUCGGUCGCAGAGAGCAGACCUUGCAGGACGCCGCGAAGACUGCCGUCAAUGGCACCAUCAAGCCAAUCGUAGGCGACGUCACCGACAAGGCUUCCCUCCAGAAGGUCGCCGACCAAGUGCGAAACGAACAGGGCUACAUCAAUCUUCUGUUCGCCAACGCCGGUGUAUCUGGGCCCAAGCAUACCGGUGCCCUCACCAAGUCUGAUGGAAGCAAGCCUUCGAUUCAGGAGGUCCAACAGAAGCUGUUCGAACCGGACAUGGAGUCGUUCACUCAGGCAUUGCACGUGAACAACACAGCCGUAUUCUACACCGCAGUCGCGUUUCUCGACCUCCUCGACGCCGGCAACAAGCAGCGAAAUGUGCCGCAGACAUCGCAGAUCAUCGUCACAUCCUCAGUGGCAGGCUUCAGCCGACACCUAGCCGGGAGCUUCGCCUACUCCACUUCCAAGGCCGCGGCGACGCACCUCGUCAAGAUGCUGUCGACCUUCCUCUCCGUGAACAGCUUCAACAUCCGCGCCAGUGUUAUCGCACCAGGACUCUACCCCAGCGAGAUGACUGAGGGACAGACGAGUCAGCUGAAGAGUUAUCAGGGUGUCGAGGGGCACGAGAACGCAUACGAAGGGGCCCACGAGAUGCCGCAUGAGCGGAGUCCGGCUGAGCGGACUGGCAGCGAGGAGGACUUUGCGGGCACAAUCCUCUUCAUGGCUAGUCGGGCUGGUGGUUAUCUGAAUGGAGAGACACUUCUGACGGACGGAGGAAGACUGAGUCAGCUUCCUGGGACGUACUGA